Molecule: messenger RNA, 855 nt
Organism: Perkinsus marinus ATCC 50983
Lineage: Eukaryota; Perkinsozoa; Perkinsida; Perkinsidae
Exons: 6
Coding region: 1-855 (284 amino acids)
Source: RefSeq, a predicted model, not a curated record
AUGACCUCGGAUGGUGGCGAUGAUCCGUCCAAGAAGCCUGUAGAUCCUACUAUUCAGAAGCAGUCUGUUGAGUUAACUCCCGAGGAGUUGGUGCUCUUGAAGAAGAUCCGCGCAAUGGAGUUGGCGGACCGUGAGCCAACCGACAUCAAGGAUCCGAAGCGAGCAGGCUAUCCGCUAGGGCGUGAAAUGGCACACUUCCAUGAUGCAUCUGAGCUAUACGACGCUCACAACAUUCAGGAUGAAUUCGGCGAGUUUUAUUCGAUGCCACCUGUGCCGGCAGCCUUCCCUCCCACCUCUCGGCAACGCCUUGUAGCCAGGCUGGUGCACACAGUAAAGGGCCGGGAGACUAAACCAAGAUGGGCAGAGACGGCUGAGAAGCUCUUUCCGGCUCUGCAUCGCCUUGCACCGUGUUUCCCAAAGCACAAGGAGUUUGUGGCUGAGGAGGAGGUCGAGCCUCUGUUAGCAGAGCUGCGAGAGUUUGUGUCAGACUACGACGCCACCUUGCACGAGGCACUAGAGGGCACAUCUGUCUACCGGGAGAUCUCGGACGACCUUUUCUGGCACCAUAAUUUCCAGAUUGCUUGUCCAGCAUUGUACUCUGACCUCCAACAGCAGCUGUCUGAGAACGAGAAGGAGAUUGAAGAUCAGAUGGCAAAUAGCGAUCUCGCUCGCCAAGUAUAUUCGGCAUGGUUGGAGGCAUCGGGUCAGCCAGUGAAGGGUGAGAUCAGAGCCGCUUUAAUUGAGUAUGGUCUCCUCGCCGGAAAGCCUGGAUACAAGUCGACCAACAGCACUACUGUGGCCGAUUCGAAUCCAGUGGGUAUAGAUUUCAAGGGGAAGGAAGCCAGAAUUGACUGA